Messenger RNA from Asparagus officinalis (garden asparagus), 1758 nucleotides. RefSeq names its product protein REVEILLE 3. Bases 169 to 1122 code for a protein of 317 amino acids. Gene Ontology annotation, molecular function: DNA binding. The transcript is spliced from 9 exons. NCBI's taxonomy places the organism in Eukaryota, Viridiplantae, Streptophyta, Magnoliopsida, Asparagales, Asparagaceae. The record is from RefSeq and is a predicted model, not a curated record.
UCCCUCAAAACCCGCGAUCACUCGAACUCCAUCGAAGAGCCGCGAACAAAAAAAAACACCAAAAAAAAAAAAAAAGAAAGAAAGAAAGAAAGGAAGAAAGAAAAGAAAAAGAAAAAAACAGUAGAGAGCAAGAAAUCGAGUGAAAUAUCGAGAAAAGUUCAAAUCUUUAUGGUGUCUACUAACAUCGUCGGCCAGCAGCAGGCGAUGGCGUUGCCGGGGGCUAUCGGGUCGUUGACUGCCACGUCAGCCGCGGCGGAGGAUCCGAGCACAAAGAUCAGGAAGCCUUAUACUAUUACGAAGUCGAGGGAGAAUUGGACUGAGGUUGAGCAUGAUAAGUUUCUGGAAGCGCUGCAGCUCUUUGAUCGUGAUUGGAAAAAAAUUGAAGCAUUUGUGGGCUCAAAGACUGUUAUCCAGAUAAGGAGCCAUGCACAAAAAUACUUUCUGAAGGUUCAGAAGAGUGGAACAAGUGAACAUGUUCCUCCUCCUCGUCCUAAGCGCAAAGCAGCUCAUCCAUACCCCCAAAAAGCUUCUAAAAAUGCUCACUUGUUACCCCAACCUGCUGCAGUUUUACAACCUUCUUCGUGUCUGCUCGAGCGUGGCUAUACUCCCAGAACAGAUUCAUCUUCUGUGCUUAGGAACUCUAGUAAAAGUGGAAAAAUGUCUUCUUGGGCCCAGUGUUCUGUUCAUCCUUAUGCUGUGGACAUGGCAAAAGAUAAUAUAGGGCCUGCAGGGGCUAUGGUGGCCAGUAAUUGUUGUAGCAGCACCACGAGUCCUCCUAGCACAUGGCAGGUUUGCGAGACAAGUGAUCAAGGGAAUAAUGUUCCAUCAGUUCGUGCUAUGCCAGAUUUUGCCGAAGUAUACAGCUUUAUUGGAAGCAUCUUUGACCCAAGUACAAGUGGUCAUCUGCCAAAACUAAAGGAAAUGGAUCCAAUUGAUGUUGAGACGGCACUGUUGUUGAUGAAAAAUCUCUCCAUCAAUUUGACAAGCCCUGAUUUUGAGGACCAUAGAAAACUGCUGUCAUCAUAUGAAGCCAGUUCUGAAGAAGUGAAAUCUGGGAGUGCUAACAGCACCAUUGAAGCUGAUGAGAUUGUGAAUGGUUCAUCCAUGGUCAAAGUUGAAUAAUCAUGGAUAAGCCUCUGUAUUUAUAACCUAAUAAAUGUGAUAAGCUUCUGAAUAUGGUGUAUUUACACCUUGGAGGCAGCAGCAAUGAGCCGAAGAUAUAGAUAAGUUUCUGCAUCCAUUUCCGCUGUCCUGGCCUGUUAAUACUGAAGCUUUGUGAUAUUGAUCUUUUCUCAUGGCAAGUGGUUGUGGGUGUACUAUCACUGUACAGAUACCAAGACAAUGCCCCGUUUUGUGGGUGAGAUUUUGUCCAUGUAUAUGGCGAGUCUGCGAUGUAUAUAUAAAUUAUCGGUAGCUGCCUUACUACCUUAUGGAUACUUCGGUCUAUACUAAUGUUAUGUACAUACGUCAUGCUUUGAUUUGCAUGGUAUUUGAGAGAUCAAUACUUGGUUUUGGCUGAAUAGAGACUUGUUGUCGCCGCGCUGGUGGUAGUAAUGAUGGUGAUGCUCUGCAAUGUUACAUUGAUCUCGAUGCUUGUAUGUCAGAGGUAUUAUAUAUGCAUCGUAAUCUCAUUUUUAAAAAGGAGAUGCUUAGAGAGCAGUUACCAUGUUCACAGUGGCAGGUUUCAUCAUAAAUCUUGCUAGCUAAGUAGUAAAAUGUAAAUUGUCAUCAUCUUAUUAUUAUUAUUUUUUUCCUUUA